Molecule: messenger RNA, 5009 nt
Organism: Neomonachus schauinslandi (Hawaiian monk seal)
Lineage: Eukaryota; Metazoa; Chordata; Mammalia; Carnivora; Phocidae
Gene: IRS1
Product: insulin receptor substrate 1
Exons: 2
Coding region: 86-3796 (1236 amino acids)
Biological process (GO): insulin receptor signaling pathway
Cellular component (GO): cytosol; plasma membrane
Molecular function (GO): phosphatidylinositol 3-kinase binding; insulin receptor binding
Source: RefSeq, a predicted model, not a curated record
UGCGGGGCCGCGGCGAGGAGCCUCCGCCCCCCACCCGGUUGUUUUUCGGCGCCUCCCUCUCCUCGGCAGCGGUGGCGGCGGCAGCAUGGCGAGCCCUCCGGAGACCGACGGCUUCUCGGACGUGCGCAAGGUGGGCUACCUGCGCAAACCCAAGAGCAUGCACAAGCGCUUCUUCGUGCUGCGGGCGGCCAGCGAGGCGGGGGGCCCGGCGCGCCUCGAGUACUACGAGAACGAGAAGAAGUGGCGGCACAAGUCGAGCGCCCCCAAACGCUCGAUCCCCCUCGAGAGCUGCUUCAACAUCAACAAGCGGGCGGACUCCAAGAACAAGCACCUGGUGGCCCUUUACACCCGGGACGAGCAUUUUGCCAUCGCGGCGGACAGCGAGGCCGAGCAGGACAGCUGGUACCAGGCCCUCCUGCAGCUGCACAACCGGGCCAAGGGCCACCACGACGGGGCCGCGGCCCCCGGGGCAGGAGGCGGCGGGGGCAGCUGCAGCGGCAGCUCGGGCCUUGGGGAGGCUGGGGAGGACUUGAGCUACGGGGACGUGCCCCCAGGACCUGCGUUCAAGGAGGUCUGGCAGGUGAUCCUGAAACCCAAGGGCCUGGGUCAGACAAAGAACUUGAUUGGCAUCUACCGUCUCUGCCUGACCAGCAAGACCAUCAGCUUCGUGAAGCUGAACUCGGAGGCGGCGGCCGUGGUGCUGCAGCUGAUGAACAUCAGACGCUGCGGCCAUUCAGAGAACUUCUUCUUCAUCGAAGUGGGCCGUUCCGCAGUGACAGGACCUGGGGAGUUCUGGAUGCAGGUGGAUGACUCUGUGGUGGCCCAGAACAUGCACGAGACCAUCCUGGAGGCCAUGCGGGCCAUGAGCGAUGAGUUCCGUCCUCGAAGUAAGAGCCAGUCCUCCUCCAACUGCUCCAACCCCAUCAGCGUCCCCCUGCGCAGGCACCACCUCAACAACCCCCCGCCCAGCCAGGUGGGGCUGACGCGCCGCUCGCGGACCGAGAGCAUCACCGCCACCUCACCGGCCAGCAUGGUGGGCGGCAAGCAGGGCUCCUUCCGUGUGCGCGCGUCCAGCGACGGCGAAGGCACCAUGUCCCGCCCGGCCUCGGUGGACGGCAGCCCCGUGAGUCCCAGCACCAACAGGACCCACGCCCACCGGCAUCGCGGCAGCUCCCGGCUGCACCCCCCUCUCAACCACAGCCGCUCCAUCCCCAUGCCUUCUUCCCGCUGCUCGCCUUCCGCCACCAGCCCGGUCAGCCUGUCGUCCAGCAGCACCAGCGGCCACGGCUCCACCUCGGACUGUCUCUUCCCGCGGCGGUCUAGUGCUUCUGUGUCGGGUUCCCCCAGCGAUGGCGGCUUCAUCUCCUCCGAUGAGUACGGCUCCAGCCCUUGCGAUUUCCGAAGUUCCUUCCGCAGUGUCACCCCGGAUUCCCUGGGCCACACGCCACCGGCCCGCGGUGAGGAGGAGCUGAGCAACUACAUCUGCAUGGGAGGCAAAGGGUCCUCCACCCUCACCGCCCCCAAUGGUCACUACAUUUUGCCUCGGGGUGGCAACGGUCACCGCUGCGUCCCAGGAGCUGGCUUGGGUACGAGCCCAGCCCUGGCUGGGGAUGAAGCAGCCAGUGCUGUAGAUCUGGAUAAUCGGUUCCGCAAGCGGACUCACUCCGCGGGCACAUCCCCUACCAUUUCCCACCAGAAGACCCCAUCCCAGUCAUCUGUGGCUUCCAUUGAGGAAUACACAGAGAUGAUGAUGCCUCCCUACCCGCCAGGAGGUGGCAGUGGAGGCCGGCUGCCUGGCUACCGGCACUCUGCUUUCGUGCCCACCCACUCCUACCCUGAGGAGGGUCUGGAAAUGCACCCUUUGGACAGGCGUGGGGGCCACCACCGCCCAGACUCCUCCACUCUCCACACGGAUGAUGGUUACAUGCCUAUGUCCCCAGGAGUGGCGCCAGUGCCCAGCAGCCGAAAGGGCAGUGGCGACUAUAUGCCCAUGAGCCCCAAGAGCGUGUCGGCGCCGCAGCAGAUCAUCAACCCGAUCAGACGCCAUCCCCAGAGAGUGGACCCCAAUGGCUACAUGAUGAUGUCCCCAAGCAGCAGCUGCUCCCCGGACACUGGAGGUGGACCCAGCAGCAGCGCCGCCCCUUCUGGGAGCAGCUACGGCAAGCUGUGGACAAAUGGGGUAGGGGGCCACCACGCUCACGCCCUGCCGCAUCCCAAACUGCCCAUGGAGAGCGGGAGUGGCAAGCUCUUGUCUUGUACUGGUGACUACAUGAACAUGUCGCCAGUGGGGGGCUCCAACACCAGCAGCCCCUCCGACUGCUACUACGGCCCGGAGGACCCCCAGCACAAGCCAGUUCUCUCCUACUACUCAUUGCCAAGGUCCUUUAAGCACACCCAGCGGCCUGGGGAGCUGGAGGAGGGUGCUCGGCACCAGCACCUCCGCCUUUCCUCCAGCUCUGGCCGCCUUCUCUAUGCUACAACGGCGGAAGAUUCCUCCUCGUCCACCAGCAGCGACAGCCUGGGCGGGGUAUACUGUGGGGUGAGGCCGGAUCCUGGCCUCCCGCAUGUCCACCAUCAGGUCCUGCAGCCCCAUCUGCCUCGAAAGGUGGACACAGCUGCCCAGACCCACAGCCGCCUGGCUCGGCCCACGAGGCUGUCCCUGGGGGACCCCAAGGCCAGCACCUUACCUCGGGUCAGGGAGCAACAGCAGCUCCCGCCCCUGCUGCGCCCUCCCCCGGAGCCCAAGAGCCCCGGCGAAUAUGUGAAUAUUGAAUUUGGGAGUGAUCAGCCAGCUUAUUUAUCUGGUCCUGUGGCUUCCCACAGCUCGCCUUCUGUCAGGUGCCCAUCCCAGCUCCAGCCAGCUCCCCGAGAGGACGAGACUGGCACCGAGGAAUACAUGAACAUGGACCUGGGGCCAGGCCGGAGGGCGACCUGGCAGGAGAGCGCUGGGGUCCAGCCAGGCAGUGCGGGCCCUGCACCUCCCGGUGCUGCUAGCAUGUGCAGGCCUACCCGGGCAGUGCCCAGCAGCCGGGAGGACUACAUGACCAUGCAGAUGGGCUGCCCUGGGCAGGGCUACGUGGACACCUCACCAGUUGCCCCCGUCAGCUAUGCCGACAUGCGGACAGGCAUUGUUGUGGAGGAGGCCAGCCUUCCAGGGGCCACAGCGGCCGCUCCCUCCUCAUCCUCUGCAGCCUCUGCUUCCCCCACCGCGCCUCAAAAAGCAGGGGAGCUGGUGGCCCGCUCUUCCCUUCUGGGGGGCCCCCAGGGACCUGGGGGCGUGAGCGCCUUCACCCGGGUGAACCUCAGUCCCAACCGUACGCAGAGUGCCAAAGUGAUCCGUGCGGACCCACAAGGGUGCCGGAGGCGGCAUAGCUCUGAGACCUUCUCGUCCACACCGAGUGCCACCCGGGCGGGCAACGCGGUGCCCUUUGGAGGGGGGGCUGCUGUAGGGGGCAGCGGUGCUGGCAGCAGCACCACAGAGGAUAUGAAACGCCACAGUUCUGCUUCUUUUGAGAAUGUGUGGCUGAGGCCUGGGGAGCUCGGGGGAGCCCCCAAGGAGCCGGCCCAAGUGUGCGGGGCUGCUGGGGGUUUGGAGAAUGGGCUUAACUACAUAGACCUGGAUUUGGUCAAGGACUUCAAACAGCGCCCUCAGGAGCGCCCCCCUCAACCGCCCCUGCCCCCGCCCCCUCAUCAGCCUCUGGGCAGCAGGGAGAGCCGCUCCAGCAGCCGCUCCAGCGAGGAUUUAAGCGCGUAUGCCAGCCUCAGUUUCCAGAAGCAGCCAGAGGACCUCCAGUAGCUCAACUGGGCAUCACAGCAGAAUGAAGACCUGAAUGACCUCAGCAAAUCCUCCCUAUCCUCAUGGGUACCCAGACUCUGAAUAUUUCAUGAUUCACAACCAGGACCUCACAUCUUCCUCCUCAGUAGAUGGUACGAUGCAUCCAUUUCAGUUUGUUUACUUUCUACAAUCCUCAGGAGCUCCUUGACUGAACUGCACGUACUAUAUUGUGCCAAGCAAAAAAGCACUGUGACACCAGAACUAUGAGUCUGCAUAAACUUCAUCUUCAACCUUAAGGACUUAGCUGGCCACGUGAGCUGAUGGGCCCACCACCAUGCCACAAGAGAAUGGGUUUACUCUCAUUGCAUUUACAAGAUCCAUUUCAUCUGCUGCUGAAACUGUGUAUGACAAAGCAUCGUUGUAAAUUAUUUCAUACAAAACUGUUCGCGUUGGGUGGAGAGAGUAUUAAAUAUUUAACAUAGGUUUUGAUUUAUAUGUGUAAUUUUUUUUAAUUAAAAUGUAACUUUUCUUACAGCACAUCUCUUUUUUGGAUGUGGAACUGAGGUAUACAAUGUUCUGUUGUAAAGAGUGGAGCAAAUACUUAAAACAAGGCUAACAAGAGUAGACUAGGGUACGAUCCUUGUUUUAAGAUUGUAAUUCAGAAAAAUAAUAUAAUAAGAAUCAUAGUGCCAUUAGAUGGUUCUCAGUUGUAUAGUUAUAUUUGCGGAUACUAUCUCUUGUAAUAUAGCCCUGAUGUUGAGCUGAGAUCCUUACAAGAAUUGAUCUUAAUUUUGUAUUUUUCCUGUAAGGCAAUAGGCCAUGUUAAUUAAACUGAAGAAGGAUAUAUUCUCCUGGGUAUUUUCAAGUGUCAGCUUAAAAUUGGCCAUUGAAUGGAAGCAAAAUUACAAGCAAAGGAAAUCAAAGUCUUCCAUUGUAUAUACUGUAAAGAGGAGGAGACUUGGGUGAUCCCUUUAAAUCAAAAGCUCUCUUUGGAAUGAACAAUGUGGGUGUUUGUAAAUUCUGGAAAUUUCUUUCUAUUCAUAAUAAACUAGAGACUGUCGAUCUUUUCUUCUCCCCCUCCCCCCACUUCUGUAAGUUUCCUGCUACCAUUUUUUUUUUUCCGUGCACACGUUAGGAUAUUUUAUUUCUGGCAUUUCUCGAGAAAGGUGGUAAGACAAGUGAGUGCUUGUCUUUGACUUCUAACCAGAAGUUAAAAUUCCAGAAAAAUGGUUUU